CUAUUUAUAAGUUGACUGUAAUGAAUCAACGCAAAGUGGGAAAAAAAACAAGAAUUUUAUUCGUUUAACUAAUAAAAUAUUUUUUCUUUUUUUUUUUAGUUUACUAAAAAUGUUGGAAAUAAAGAAAAUGUUAUAAAAAGAGUUCAAUCAGAAAUGAUAUUUACGAAACAUUCAUCAUUUGUAUUCAAACAAAAAGAAAAUCAAAUUAAUAUUCCAUGGUAUCAAUCACAUCGUUUAUGGUCAAAUAUGAUGAAUAAAACUCAUGAUAAAACAUACAAAUGUCGUGUUAAUUUUCUUGAUUCACAUCCAUCUAUAACAACAAAGAUGCGAAGUGUUUUAUUCGAUUGGUUAAUUGAAGUUUCUGAAGUUUAUCAUCUUCAUCGUGAAACUUAUCAUUUAUCAAUUGCUUAUAUUGAUCAAUAUUUAUGUAAAAAAACAAAUUUAUCUAAAAAUAAAUUUCAAUUACUUGGCAUAACUUCACUUUUUGUUGCUGCAAAACUUGAAGAAAUUUAUCCACCACGUUUAUCUGAUUUUUCCUAUGUUACGGAUAAUACAUGUUCUGAAGAUGAUAUACUCGAUAUGGAAUUAGAUUUAAUGAAUGUAUUAAAUUGGCAUAUAAAUCCGAUAACAUCUAUAAGUUGGUUAUUAAUUUAUCUUCAAUCUGAAAUUGAACUUAAAAAUAUUCUAAAUAAUAAUGAUUUAUUAAUAAAAAAACAACAUUUAUUAAAUAAUGAAAUUCUUCAAAGUUCAUUAUUAACUAAUGUACAUCGAUCAAAAGAUUUUCUUCAAAUAUUUUCAUUAACUGUUCGAUUACUUGAUUUAUGUUCAUUAGAUAUUGAAUAUAAUCAAUUUUCGAAACAUGUACUUGCAGCUUCAGCUAUUCUGUUAUGUAAAACAAAUUGGGCAAUUGAAGAAAUAACAGGUUUAACUAAUAAUGAUAUUUGUAUAUGUAAAGAAUGGAUGAAACCAUUUUCUGAAGUACUUAAUAAUUCUUUAUCAAAUUCAACUAUUCGAUUAUCAUCUGAUGUGCCCGUUGAUGAAGUUUAUUCAAUUCAAAUACAUAAUGUAUCAAUAGAUUUACUUGAAAAUGUUUAUAAAAAACGCCCAAAAUUUAUACCAACAAUGAUACAUAAUCGACCUUUUCGAGAUCUUUUAAAUCAUCUAUCUUGGUUACCAACAUUAUUAGAAAAACAACAAGAUGAAAAACAAAUUAAUAAAGUUGUUGCUAUUAUAUAA
Adineta steineri is the source of this 1236-nucleotide messenger RNA. The record is from the annotation of a GenBank genome assembly. NCBI's taxonomy places the organism in Eukaryota, Metazoa, Rotifera, Eurotatoria, Adinetida, Adinetidae.